This is a messenger RNA of Dentiscutata heterogama, 398 nucleotides long. NCBI's taxonomy places the organism in Eukaryota, Fungi, Glomeromycota, Glomeromycetes, Diversisporales, Gigasporaceae. The record is from the annotation of a GenBank genome assembly.
AAACUGGAUUAACAGCAGCAUUACUGAACCCACGAAGCAAAUCAUUAUCAUUUGUAUCAUUAUAUGAUGCACAAAGAACUUUUAACAAUUUGCGAGCAUUUUUUAAUAAUUCAAAUAAUGUUAAUACUAAUACAUUUGUUACACAACAAAAAACUCAAAUGGUUCUUUACUUUCAUACAUCACUUAUUGAAGAUUUUUACACUGUUAUUUUGUCAACCUCAUCAAGAUAUAAAUAUGACGGCCAAUAUAAAACUCGGUUAUAUCAAGUUGGGUACAUGAUUUUUAGCCGACAAUUAGAACCAUUAGGAACUGAUGAUUUUCUCAAUCUUGACAUAAUUUCAAUAUUGAAUUUCAAUAGGCAAAUUUUUAUUUCUUUACAAAAUGCUGGUACUCAAUAA